This is a messenger RNA of Pocillopora verrucosa, 1426 nucleotides long. Its product is annotated as GPN-loop GTPase 3. Gene Ontology annotation, molecular function: GTPase activity. The record is from RefSeq and is a predicted model, not a curated record. Lineage: Eukaryota; Metazoa; Cnidaria; Anthozoa; Scleractinia; Pocilloporidae.
AGUUGACAACAUGGAGGAACGUAGGUUGGGAGACUUCUUGACUUGAUGUUUAUCUUGCAUAUGGAGCAGCUCAGAUAAUUUUAUGUUGUAAAACAUGAGAUAUGCACAGCUUGUCAUGGGACCCGCUGGAAGCGGAAAGUCCACUUACUGUUCUGCAAUACUCCAACAUUGUGAAAACGUACAACGUACAGUUCAUGUGGUCAAUCUUGAUCCUGCUGCUGAGCACUUUGACUAUCCUGUUCUUGCAGAUGUACGGGAGCUAGUUGAGUUAGAGGAUGUUAUGGAAGCUGAUGAUUUGCGACUUGGGCCAAAUGGAGGACUUGUUUUCUGUAUGGAGUACUUGGUACAGAAUUUUGACUGGUUAGAAGAAAAACUGGGAGAUGUUGAUGAUGAUUAUGUCCUGUUUGAUUGUCCAGGCCAAAUAGAACUUUACACUCACAUGCCUGUGAUGAGACAAUUGGUCCAGACAUUAAACCAAUGGGAUUUCAGAGUGUGUGGGGUUUUCCUGAUUGAUUCUCAGUUUCUGGUGGAUUGUAGCAAGUUCUUUGCUGGAAUUCUUACUGCACUGUCAGCAAUGAUUCAAUUGGAGAUUCCUCACAUUAAUGUUAUGAGUAAGAUGGAUUUGCUCAGCAAGAAGCAAAUGAAACAAGUUGAUAGAUUUUUGGACCCAGAUCCACAAGACCUUGUAGGAGACCUUGAAUCAAGCUCAAACAAGAGGUUUAAGAAGCUUAAUAAAGCACUGGCACAACUGAUUGAUGAUUACAGUAUGGUGUCAUUUGUGCCUCUAAACCUCUGUGACGAAGAUUCUAUCAUGAAUGUGCUUAUUCAGAUUGAUAAUGCAAUACAGUAUGGGGAAGAUUUAGAUGUUCGUGAAAUGAAGGAUGAUGAGCAAGAUGAUGAUGCUAUUGGUACAAAUGAUGACAGCUGACCUGAAAUUUACCUGGAAACACUGCAUAAUGUGAGCAACGAUAGUGCAUCAAUUGCCUAACAGGCUGUUUGUGACUGAAGUUGCAAUCAAAUUUAGUGAGAGUUUCAUUGAAGUUCUGUGGAAAAAGAACAGUCUGACUGUACUCUGGAGAAAUUAAAGGCAGAGGUUGGGUGGAAUCCUGCAAAGGUGCACUGCACAUUAAAUAUGAUCUUCACAAGCUUGGUGUUACAUGAUAUGUUCAGUUGUUCACUAGAUUACUUUGUAUGCUGGUAAGAACAAAGUUCACAAAGACCUGUGUGUAAUGGUAACUUAUGCAAGGAAGAGAAAAGACAAAUAAAAUAAAGAAAGCAAAUGAAUCCUUUGUUUCUCUCUUAAUUUUUUUUUCUACAGAAAUUUAUCAGGGAGGCACUGUUCUUGCUUUUGCUAGCUCUUGUACAAAAAUAUUUGAUGAGGGCUACUGAGAAGAGUGAUGGAAUAAAAAAAGAUUUUUUUGUACAA